Molecule: messenger RNA, 1007 nt
Organism: Arachis ipaensis
Lineage: Eukaryota; Viridiplantae; Streptophyta; Magnoliopsida; Fabales; Fabaceae
Source: RefSeq, a predicted model, not a curated record
AAAUAGAAGAAAAAGGGGAAAAGAAAGAAAGGGAAAAGAGAGAAGAAGGGGAAUCGGGGAAGAAGGGAAGAAAAGGGAGAAGAGCGCGCCGUCACUGCACCUUGCCCACCUACCGCCGCCGUUCCGUGGAGCCGCCGCCAUCGUCGCGCGAACCGGAGGGUGUGGAGACGGAGAAGAGUGCGCGCGAGAGAGGAGAAGUAGCCACCGUCGUCGAGGACUCCAUCACCGCCGCUGAAGAUCCUGACCGUCAAGCUCGUCGUCGCCGUUACACCUCCCAUCACUGCCGCCACUGAAGAGCUCGAAGAGAGAGAAACAUGAGGGAGGAGGAGGUUGCCUCUGUUGCUGCCAAGCCUUCGCUGGCGGGGUUGGGUUCGCCGUCGCUGUUGAGCUGUGCGCCGCCGUUGGUGUCUUGAUCGCCACUCUAUUUCUGCUGCAACUCGCCACUGUCCUGAUUCUUGAAAUGGACACCUAUAGAUACCACAGGCACUCUAUGUCUGAUCCUGGCAGCACAUACCGUACAUGUGACGAGAUUUCCAAUGUGAGACAGAAGCGUGAUCCAAUUGAGAGAGUGAGGAAGCUAUUAUUGGCUCAUGGCAUUGCUUCUGAGAAGGAGCUGAAGGACAUUGAGAAACAAGUCAGAAAAGAUGUCGAUGAUGCCAUCGCUAAAGCAAAGGAAAACCAUGCUGGAGGGGAAAUCAAACUUAAGGUCAAAUUUUUAAGAGAAAAUUUUAGAGAGGAUGAACUUGUGGACAUGAUGAUAAAUAUAUUUGCUACUUAGCUAUUUCAACUCUUUUUUGUUAUUGUAUUUUUUGUAAAAUUAGAUGAUAUAAUUCGAGGUUGUCAUGACUUAGGCUAUAGUAUUAUGGUACUUUGAAAAAUGAUGAUGAUAUAAAUACAAAUAGUUAUGACCUAGAUUAGUAUUAUGUUAUUUUGCAAUAAUGAUCUAAUGUGAUUGUAGAUUUUACAACAAUUUUUAUAAAUCAAAUUAGAUGGGAAAUGUUCAAUUA